AUGAUGGGAUGUGUCAGAGCAGCAUACUACAGGAGGCUCAACAAGAGGUACCCAACACUGAUGGGCAUAGGGGAGCCGUCUGAUGCGUGGCAACAGCUCUCCCUGACGUGCGAGGUGCGACACUCGUCCGACAUGGAGGACACCAUGGUUCUCUACCAGAAGACACAGCCGCCUACGGUCGUGCUUGCAUCAGCCCUGGAUCUCGAGAUCCUUCACCAGUCACACCACUGGGUGUGCGACGGUACAUUUCAGUACUGUCCUUUUGGGUUUGCCCAGUUGGGGCCCUCAAGUGUGGCCACUUUGACUUCGAAACUGGAGCAAUUGGACGCUUUGAGGCCGUCUUCCGUGUUCAGGCUAAGGGUUGCCUGUUCCAUUUCAUCCAGUGCAUCACCAGAAAGGUUGGAGAACUGGGACUUCACUUUAUACAGGGGUGAAGAGAACCCAGCACUCAAGCAAUGGGUGCGUAAGGUAGUUGGCCUCGCCCUACUGCCACCGGAGUUGGUGCACUGGAACGACUGCCUCAAACACCAGAGUCCAGUGACAAAUGUCCCGAGCUUGGAUGCUGGCAUUGGCCAGCUCAAGGGCUACUUUGAGAACCAGUGGCUCUCCAGCAUAGGCCAAAUCUUGAUGUGGAACUACUAUGCGGACACGGAUAACCUGAGGACGACCAACCAUGCAGAGGGCUGGCACAACUCUUUCAGGGCGAAACUACGGUGUCAACCAGGGAUGGCACUAGGGAAGUUCAUGGCAGACUACCAAAGGGUCAUACACCACAGCAACCAGGUGCGCAUUCGGCAGCUCCAGCAAGGACACCCUGCAACGAGAACCCGGGCCAACUAUGAAGCAAACAAUGUAGCCAUUGCUGAGCUGAAGAGGGGGCUGGAAGAAUACUGGAGGACAUUUGUGCACAUUCCUGUGGAGCCACCUUUCCAGAAUGCCAACGAGCAGUUUGCUCACAGAAUCAACGAGUACCUGAGCAGUGUGGCACGACGACUGGGAGUAAACGCGUUAAACCGGUACAAAUGGGGCCCUGUGUUUUAGGGUAAAACCUGUUUCCCCUGGCCCAACCCCAAUUUGCAUCAUCAUCACUUAGGGCAAAACGUAAAAAUGAACUUUGCAAUGUGCCAAUUGAGCCACCGAUACAGGCACUUAAGAACACUAAGCAUUGGACUUUUAGCACAGCAAUUCUGUAUCUUAUGUCAAUCUAAAAUGUUUGAAGCUCUCUUUUUUUUUAUUUCCCACUGGAAAAUAACUUUUCCAUCCGCUAUCACCUCAUUUUACCCUGUUUUACGACUCCUGAAUUGAAACCCGAUUUCCCCCCCGCCCCGACUUUCAAAAAACAUAAAACCCGAAAACACUGGGCCCUAGGUACAAAUGGCGUCGAACGACGGAGGAUGCAGCUGCAGCAUGGACGCUCCCUACCAGAACCUGGGCCAACUACGUAGCCAACAUUGUUGCCAUUGCUGAGCUGAAGAGGGGACUAGUAGAAUGUCAUAGGAUCUUGUACACAUUCCUGUGCAGCAGCCCUUCCAAAUGGUCACCAACAAUUUGCUCAUAGAAUCAAUGUGUAGCAUGUUGCUCAAAGACUGGGAGCAGAUACACAUACCACAU
This is a messenger RNA of Ornithodoros turicata, 1611 nucleotides long. RefSeq lists its product as uncharacterized. The transcript is spliced from 4 exons. NCBI's taxonomy places the organism in Eukaryota, Metazoa, Arthropoda, Arachnida, Ixodida, Argasidae. Bases 1 to 1041 code for a protein of 346 amino acids. The record is from RefSeq and is a predicted model, not a curated record.